GAGCCAAUCAGAGAGCGGCGCAGAGGGUACGUUAGGCUAAACUUUACCCAGGUGGAUUUUUCUCACUAAAUCACUCAAAGACUCUCAAAGAACCAGUAGAAAGCUGUUAGGAGUGCAGUAAUUAUGCUCAACAACUUGUACAGAGUUCUUUUUCGUCAUACGGUCCGUGGCAAGCCUUUUAGCGCUGACCACCGCUGCGGACAAAGUUGGUUCAGAUUCUACUCUUCCAGUGGAACAUUAUGUCAGAAGUCUGCCUUAAAAUACCAAUCCACACAUGUACCAGAGAUGCCCCCGUGUGAUUUUACCCCUGAAGAAUACAAGGGCAUGUCUAAAGAUCAAAUGAUGCAAAUUCGGCAACAAAACUGUAACCCCAUGACCAUGAAGGUUACUAGUUAUAAAAGGCCAGUGUUUAUCCAUCAAGGACACAUGCAGUGGCUGUGGGAUGUGGACGGAAAGCGAUACCUUGACCUGUUUGCUGGCGUGGCUACUGUCAGCGUUGGUCAUUGUCACCCACGGGUGACUGAAGCUGCUGUGAGGCAGCUGAAAAAGCUGUGGCACACCACAAACAUCUAUGUAUAUCCCCCUAUUCACGAGUAUUGUGAAAAACUAGCCUCUUAUCUUCCAGAUCCUCUCAAGGUUAUAUAUCUGACCAAUAGUGGGUCAGAAGCUAAUGAUCUUGCUAUGCUGAUGGCUCGACUCUAUACAGGCAACUUUGACAUAAUCACAUUUAGAAACUCAUACCAUGGUGGCAGUCCACAGACUAUGGGUUUGACCUCCAAUGCAGCUUAUAAAUAUCCUGUUCCCAGUGGUUUAGGCUGCACAAAUACAAUGUGUCCUGAUGUGUUCAGGGGUAUUUGGGGAGGGAGCCACUGCAGGGACUCACCUGUACAAACCAUCAGAGAGUGCAGCUGUCCACAAGGCUGCUGUGUGGCAAAUGAAAAUUACAUUGGUCAACUUAAAGACACUUUUGCUACUAGUGUUCCAAGUCAAAUUGCCGCUUUCUUUGCAGAGCCUAUUCAGGGUGUUGGAGGAGCAGUACAGUAUCCCAAAAACUACCUGAAGGAGGCUUACAAGCUAGUAAGAGAGAGAGGAGGCGUCUGCAUUGCAGAUGAGGUCCAGACUGGGUUUGGUCGCACAGGCAGCCAUUUCUGGGGUUUCCAAGGUCAUGGCGUGAUCCCUGAUAUAGUGACAAUGGCAAAGGGAAUUGGUAAUGGAUUUCCUAUGGGAGCUGUUGUAACAACACCAGAAAUCGCUGCAUCAUUUGCUAAGGCUGUCCACUUCAACACAUUUGGUGGAAAUCCUGUGGCUUGUACCGUUGCAUCGGCGGUGCUUGAUACAAUCACAACAGAAGGUAUACAGCAAAACAGCCUUGAAGUGGGGACCUAUCUGUUGACCCAGCUGGCUAAACUAAGAGACACAUAUGAGAUCAUUGGUGAUGUGCGGGGAAAAGGUCUUCAGAUUGGUGUAGAGAUGGUCAAAGACAAGACAAGUAGAGAGCCCUUGCCUGUCCAUGCAGUAGGUGAGAUAUUUGAAGACAUUAAGGACAUGGGAGUGCUGAUUGGGAAAGGAGGCCUUUUCGGGCAGACCUUCCGUAUCCAGCCGCCCAUGUGUAUUACACUGGAAGAUGCAGAUUUUUUCUUAGCUGUUUUUAACAAAGCCCUUUUUAAAUACAUGGAGAGGAGAUAAGUGCAAAGGUUUGCUCAGAGUGAAUUGCAUUUAAGGAAAAGUAUGAACGCAUAAUCAUUCCUUUUUGACAUAUUACUCUUUUGUCUGAUCAAAGUACUGAUAAUAGCACUGCUUUUUUGUAACCAUAGCAUGUUUUAAAUGAAUUUUGUCAGCUUAAGAAGGUAAGCUUAAGUAAUAUUUGUAUUUUAAACAUUUCUAUCUAACAAAAGUAUUGUUUGAAAGCACUUUUGGGCAUGAAUUGUUUUAAAGCAAUUACGCACCAGAUAUUUAAACUUUGUUCUUUGUUAAUUAAAAUUAUUCUCACAGUUUAAUCCUGUUUGCACUUUUAAUGUGAAAAUGUACAACAGUAAAUGUGUAAUUUUCACCUUUGAAAAAAUUAAAGUGUGAAUAAAAGUCAAAGUGGAAAUGUGUUUUCCAAUAUGAACUCAAACUGAAAUGCUAAUCUUACCUUUUACAACAAAUUAUGUUUAUCAAUUUGUACGGCACCUGUGUUUUGUGGCUUCUAACUAAAUGUUAUAGGAAAAUACAAGCAGAAAUACAACAAAGAACAGAACACAUGAUCACCAAAUCUCACCAGGCUUUGACUGAUGCACAGGCACUCGUGUGAAAUGAAUGGUCCACGUUUGAGAUUUACAUUUAAAGUUUAAAAAUGUGUGAUCCAAACUUAUUAUAUAUAAUGUUGAUUAAUAAUACGAUGAGUGUGUUAAUUUAAUAUUGUAUAAAUGUAGGCCCGUUUCACUUCAAGUGGGAACAAAAAUAAU
Messenger RNA from Periophthalmus magnuspinnatus, 2447 nucleotides. RefSeq names its product alanine--glyoxylate aminotransferase 2 (gene agxt2). The transcript has 14 exons. Gene Ontology annotation, cellular component: mitochondrion. The coding region runs from base 124 to 1686 and encodes 520 amino acids. The record is from RefSeq and is a predicted model, not a curated record. Gene Ontology annotation, biological process: glyoxylate catabolic process. Gene Ontology annotation, molecular function: L-alanine:glyoxylate transaminase activity; pyridoxal phosphate binding. Lineage: Eukaryota; Metazoa; Chordata; Actinopteri; Gobiiformes; Gobiidae.